CUUUGUGUGGUGUAAAUCAAGGUAACUGAGGUUUAAUUUAUCUUUUCUAUUUUUGUGAUCAAAAGCAGUUAACGUUGGAGGAAGGAUUUUGCGGGGUUUUCCUUUUUGCCCUUAUAAAGGAAAAGAAAAAUGCAUCCUCCAGAAAGCACCACCAAGAUGGCUUCAGUUCGGUUCAUGGUGACACCAACAAAGAUAGAUGAUAUUCCAGGUUUGUCAGACACCAGUCCAGACCUCAGCUCCCGAUCCAGUUCCCGAGUAAGAUUUAGCUCCCGGGAGAGUGUGCCCGAAACGAGCCGUAGUGAACCUAUGAGUGAGAUGUCUGGAGCCACCACUUCGCUGGCAACUGUGGCACUGGAUCCAGCCAGUGACCGGACUUCUAACCCCCAGGAUGUUACUGAGGGUGGAGGACACAGAGGAGGGGGCAGCAGCGUCAGUCUCCCAAGAGGGGGAGGUCAGCUUAGCAGAGAUAAAAGCCGGGAUUCAGCAUUCAGAGGACCCAGCCCAGAAAGUGUCCACUUGAAUGAACUAUUGUUUGACCCGAGUCAGAACUCCAUCACAGGGGAACACAGCCAGCUGUUAGAUGAUGGCCGUAAGAAAGCUCGAAAUGCUUAUCUCAAUAAUUCCAGUUACGAAGACGGAGAUGAAUAUUUUGAUAAAAACUUGGCACUCUUUGAGGAAGAAAUGGACACCAGGCCAAAGGUGUCUUCUCUCCUCAACCGCAUGGCUAAUUACACUAAUUUGACUCAAGGAGCAAAGGAACAUGAAGAGGCAGAGAACAUCGCUGAAGGGAAAAAGAAGCCCACUAAGACCCCCCAAAUGGGUACCUUCAUGGGUGUCUACCUCCCGUGUCUACAAAAUAUUUUUGGAGUGAUCCUGUUUCUACGCCUUACUUGGGUGGUGGGCACAGCCGGAGUUCUUCAGGCCUUUGCAAUUGUCCUUAUCUGCUGUUGCUGUACAAUGUUGACUGCUAUCUCCAUGAGUGCCAUUGCGACCAAUGGAGUGGUCCCAGCUGGGGGCUCAUACUUUAUGAUUUCCCGAGCACUGGGCCCAGAGUUUGGUGGAGCUGUUGGCCUCUGCUUUUAUCUUGGUACCACAUUUGCAGCAGCCAUGUAUAUCCUUGGUGCCAUUGAAAUUUUUCUGGUAUAUAUUUUCCCCCGGGCUGCCAUCUUUCGUAGUGAUGAUGUACUCAAGGAGUCAGCAGCCAUGCUAAAUAACAUGCGUGUCUAUGGCACAGCCUUCCUGGUCCUCAUGGUGCUGGUGGUCUUCAUCGGCGUGCGCUAUGUGAACAAGUUCGCCUCACUCUUUCUGGCCUGUGUCAUCGUGUCCAUCUUGGCCAUCUACGCUGGAGCCAUCAAGUCGUCGUUUGCCCCUCCACACUUCCCGGUCUGCAUGCUGGGUAACCGCACCCUUUCGUCAAGACACUUCGACACUUGCUCGAAGACCAAGGAGACGCACAACCUGACAGUGCCGUCGAAGCUGUGGAGCUUCUUCUGUAACUCGAGUCAGUUUUUCAAUGCCACCUGUGACGAGUACUUUGUUCACAACAAUGUCACGUCCAUCCAGGGCAUUCCUGGGUUGGCUAGUGGUGUCAUUAAAGAGAAUCUUUGGAGUAAUUAUCUACCAAAGGGAGAGAUCAUUGAAAAGCCCUCAGCCAAAUCUUCUGAUGUUUUAGGCAGCUUAAACCAUGAGUAUGUCCUCGUUGACAUCACCACCUCCUUUACUCUUCUGGUGGGGAUUUUUUUUCCCUCCGUCACAGGUAUCAUGGCUGGAUCAAACAGAUCUGGAGAUCUGAAAGAUGCUCAAAAGUCUAUUCCCAUUGGCACCGUCCUCGCCAUCCUGACCACCUCCUUUGUCUAUUUAAGCAAUGUUGUCCUUUUUGGCGCAUGUAUUGAAGGCGUAGUUCUCAGAGACAAGUUUGGGGAUGCUGUGAAAGGUAAUCUGGUGGUAGGUAUCUUGUCUUGGCCAUCCCCAUGGGUGAUCGUUAUUGGCUCCUUCUUCUCCACCUGUGGGGCUGGACUUCAGAGCCUCACAGGUGCCCCGCGGCUGCUGCAGGCUAUAGCGAAGGACAACAUCAUACCCUUUCUGCGGGUUUUUGGCCACAGCAAAGCCAACGGGGAACCGACCUGGGCUUUACUUCUGACUGCUGUCAUCGCAGAGCUGGGAAUCCUCAUCGCCUCUCUGGAUCUCGUGGCCCCAAUUCUUUCCAUGUUUUUUCUCAUGUGUUACCUCUUUGUGAACUUGGCAUGUGCCUUGCAGACAUUACUUCGAACACCCAACUGGAGACCCCGGUUCCGCUACUACCACUGGACCCUCUCUUUCAUGGGAAUGAGUAUCUGCCUGGCUCUGAUGUUCAUUUCUUCCUGGUAUUAUGCCAUCGUAGCUAUUGUAAUAGCUGGUAUGAUUUACAAGUACAUUGAGUACCAAGGAGCUGAGAAAGAAUGGGGUGAUGGUAUCCGUGGGCUAUCCCUCAGUGCAGCCCGGUUUGCUUUGCUUCGGCUGGAGGAAGGACCUCCUCACACCAAAAACUGGAGGCCUCAGUUGCUUGUAUUGUUGAAACUGGAUGAAGACUUACACGUGAAGCAUCCUCGUCUCCUCACCUUUGCUUCACAGCUUAAAGCAGGAAAGGGUCUCACUAUUGUGGGCUCUGUCAUUGUGGGGAACUUCCUGGAGAACUAUGGUGAAGCUUUAGCUGCUGAACAGACCAUAAAGCACCUAAUGGAAGCGGAGAAGGUGAAAGGAUUCUGCCAGCUGGUGGUGGCCGCCAAGCUGAAAGAGGGCAUUUCCCACCUCAUCCAGUCGUGUGGCCUUGGAGGCAUGAAGCACAAUACAGUGGUGAUGGGAUGGCCUAAUGGCUGGCGCCAGAGUGAGGAUGCUCGAUCUUGGAAGACUUUUAUUGGCACAGUCCGCGUGACAACUGCUGCCCAUCUGGCCCUGCUAGUGGCUAAGAACAUCUCGUUCUUCCCCAGCAACGUGGAGCAGCUGUCUGAGGGCCACAUUGACGUGUGGUGGAUCGUGCAUGACGGGGGCAUGCUCAUGCUGUUACCCUUCCUCCUCAAACAGCACAAGGUGUGGCGAAAAUGCAGCAUACGGAUCUUCACCGUGGCCCAGCUGGAGGACAACAGUAUUCAGAUGAAGAAGGACCUAGCCACCUUCCUGUAUCAUCUGCGCAUUGAGGCGGAAGUGGAAGUGGUGGAGAUGCAUGACAGUGACAUAUCAGCGUAUACCUACGAACGCACUCUGAUGAUGGAGCAGAGGUCCCAGAUGCUCCGGCACAUGCGACUGUCCAAAACAGAGCGGGACAGAGAGGCACAGCUGGUGAAAGACCGGAAUUCAAUGCUACGCUUGACCAGCAUUGGCUCUGAUGAGGAUGAAGAGACAGAAACCUAUCAGGAGAAGGUGCACAUGACGUGGACAAAAGACAAGUACAUGGCAUCCCGGGGGCAAAAGGCCAAGUCAAUGGAAGGAUUCCAGGACCUGCUUAACAUGCGUCCGGACCAGUCCAAUGUGAGGCGGAUGCAUACAGCAGUGAAGCUCAACGAGGUUGUAGUCAACAAGUCCCAUGAAGCAAAGCUGGUUUUGUUGAAUAUGCCUGGGCCACCCCGAAACCCCGAGGGUGAUGAAAACUACAUGGAAUUCCUAGAAGUGCUCACCGAGGGACUAGAGCGAGUCCUCCUGGUCCGCGGUGGUGGGAGUGAAGUGAUUACCAUUUAUUCAUAAUCUGCUCCUGAGUGACUCUGCUUGGCUUCGUCUUUCCUAAAAGGCUCCCAUCCUCCGUGGAAGUGCCAGCUCCUUACUACCACUCCCACCAAUAGAGGCCUGUGUUCUGUACACAUCACCUGAGUGAACUCUCCACGAGCUGAGCUUCAAUGUGCAAAACUGUAACAGUGGUUCUGCUCUUAGCUUCUAUGUCAUCUGCCCCCAUUACAGAAGAAGAUAUUCCCUCAAUAUUAGAAAAAUGGUCAAUUCUUAAAGCCAUGUUGAAGGCAAGUUAGAAUUAACCAGCGAAACCAAUAAAAUGAAUUGUCAGAAGGGAUACUAGAAAGUCAACUAAAGAUAAAAAGCAAGUACAUAUACAAUAUUAAAGAUGAGUCUUAGAAGUCAUGGUUCAUUGAUGACAUCAUGAGGGCAACAGAGAAAGCAUCAUCCUACUAAGGAAUUCAAGGCCAAGUAUGUGGGGACCUAACAUCCUGGUGAAGAUAACCUAUGGCCAGCCAAGAUGAAAACCAGCUAAUUUUCUUGAGUGUAUCCACUGCCCUCUAGGACUCUAAUGUUAUAUUAGGGUGAUACACAAAAACUGAAACAUGGCUGCAGCUUCUACUUCUUCCUUCAAAACAAGUUUCCCCAAAAUACCAGGUUUAAAAGUACAUAUACUGGGUUGUUGUAUAUUUCAGCUGUUUGGUUCUCAAAACCCACUCUGUGGUUAAGAUUGUAAUACAGGCAGUGUUACCAUGGAAAUUGUUUUUAAACGGUGGAGUAAAAAUUUUCAGAUUUUUUUCAAAUGGACAAACUAAGGAAAUUCUAAAGAUAGCUAUUAAGAUUUACUAAAAUAUAAUCUGGUUACCUUUGUGACAUGGGCAAAACACACAACCUGUUUUCUGCGAAAUAUAGAUGAUGACGCACACUGACCAAUGGGUUCACCUUUCCUUCUUCCUUUUAUGCCCUCUGGGCUAGUAGGCACAGGUCAAAAAUCACAGGAACACCAGGAAGCCUGGCUAAAAGCCUUCUCUAAGAAUUUAAAGGGGAAAUGCAGCAAUGGAACUGGAAGUUCUAGAGCCAUAUUCCUUUCAUAGUGCCAAAGUUACUGAGAUGCUGCUACUUGCUACCUAUUUUACUCAAGCGGCAUACAAUUGGCAUCGACAUACUCAAGAAACUUCUACCAGGAAACCUGUGGACUCAUUUCUAAAGCCAUAGUGAAGACUUGAGGCAUUCACCUAAAUGCCCAGAGUAUGCACAUUUUCCUUUCAAUGUUAUUCUUCAUUCUGACUGCAGAAACUUGGCUCUAAACCAAGAUUAUCCACGCCAAUAGUCUCCUGCUAUUUCAGUUUUGUUUUAGAAGCUUUAAGUGUGUUAUGGAAAUACUUAGGCGAGCUUAGCUUAUUUGCUAAUUGCCUGAUCACAAAACACCCAUCUUUCAAGCAUAAGGAAAUUAUCCUGUGUGACUAAGUGGUAAUUUCAAAUAUACGAGGUCAUUUCGUUUACAGGGUAGCUUAUUUAGAGAAACUAUUUACCUAUAUUUAUGGCUGCUUUUGAAUUUCACUUAAUUGAUCAAUAGUGCCACUUUGACUACUCAUUAAGAAUAUAAAGCUUUUGAUUGCCCAAAAGGCUAUGGAACAAACUGACCCAAGUGCCAGCAGCCUAUUUGACCUUUACAGAGGAUAUAACCCUUCAAUAUGGCUUAAGAAAUAGUCAUUUUCAAUUUGUUCCUUUUGCUUUUCUUUCAACCUCCAGGCCUAGUCAGGGUGGCAAAGGGGACAAGUUCCAUUGCAACACUCCAUUGAUUAGUUGAGUCCAGCAGUAGUAGGACAGGUUCACCCAGGACCCAAGAUAUUGAAGAUCCGUGCUCUGAAGGUCAGCCUGCCCAGGAAUUCCUCUACAUUACACACACCUCUGGCCAAAGUGACAUUUACAUAUAGUUCCCAUGUAGAAUGAAAUAUGGGCAGAAGUUUAAGGUUAGUUUUAAAAGCUUUUUGUGGUUGGACCUCUAAGAAUCUUUUAAAGGGUUAAGGAAAUUCGAGGCUAACAGUCACUACUUCAGCCCCUAAAACACAAAAUCACUGUUACAUGGGAAAAUGGUUUAUUAGGCCAGGUUUAAACUCAUCUCUAUCUAGAGCGUUUCAUGUCUGUGUGCUGCUUAUGUUGUUUGUCUGCACAGUGUCGUCUCUUUUAAUCACUGCAAAUAAAGCAAUACCGAAAACUUGGUAAGAAUGCACCUUAGGGAAAGGGGUCUUGUGUUUCAAGAAGGAAGAGAGAGAAAAGACUUCCUCCUGCCUUUUGAAUAAGAUCAGCUUUUAAGUCUUAGCUAUGACUUUACCAGGGCAGGUUAUGGUAACAUACAUUUUCCAGUUGCUGGCCCUCUGCCUUCUAUAGCUAUCUAAAAAGCUGAAUUUUGAACUGCAGCAUCUGCUUGACAGGUACCAGGUUCCUCUUGGCAGAGGAAAGAUGACUACUUUGUAUCUUCCAUUGCCUCAGAUUCCUGUGGCCCCAACAAUUCCUCCAAUCCUCAUUCCCCCUAAACGUGUUAAAAAUCCAUUAUUGUGGAUAGUAAAGUAGCGAUUACACUGUAAGCAUAUUUAUGUGCUCUUU
Messenger RNA from Molossus molossus (Pallas's mastiff bat), 6303 nucleotides. It is a transcript of the gene SLC12A6, whose product is annotated as solute carrier family 12 member 6. The coding region runs from base 130 to 3717 and encodes 1195 amino acids. Gene Ontology annotation, cellular component: membrane. NCBI's taxonomy places the organism in Eukaryota, Metazoa, Chordata, Mammalia, Chiroptera, Molossidae. The record is from RefSeq and is a predicted model, not a curated record. Gene Ontology annotation, molecular function: potassium:chloride symporter activity. Gene Ontology annotation, biological process: potassium ion import across plasma membrane; potassium ion homeostasis; chloride ion homeostasis. The transcript is spliced from 27 exons.